GAAAAACUGGAGAUUAUUCAAUUAAUUGAUCAGAGCCAUAAGCGAGGUGGCAUAUGGCAUAGGACAUGGCUUGAAGCAGUUCAAGCUGAAAGAGCGACUAUUGGGACAUGGUUGGUCAGGGCUAUUAUUGGAACAAAAAAAACGACGACUACAAGGUCGACAUCCCCGCCCGCGCAGAGUAUCGCAUCCCCUCGCCCGCUGUGCGACCCUCCCAGCGAUCCUCGUCCUCCACCCCGUCCGUCACCGAUAACCCGACCGUCUCCAUCUUCGCCUAUUGCUUCUCCUCCAUCUUGAUGACCGUUACCAACAAAUAUGUGCUCUCCGGUGUCGACUUCAACCUCAACUUUUUCCUCUUGGCUGUUCAGGCCAUUGUUUGUGUUACUGCCAUCUCUGUUUGCAAAAGCGCCGGUCUUAUAACAUAUCGGGACUUCAACGUCGACGAGGCCAAGAAAUGGUUCCCAAUCUCUCUCCUCCUCAUUGGCAUGAUUUACACGGGUACCUGGGCUCUGAAGUUCCUUUCCAUCCCCGUUUACACCAUCUUCAAGAACUUGACCAUCAUUCUCAUCGCAUAUGGAGAGGUGCUUUGGUUCGGCAGCACCGUCACCCCAUUGACUCUCUUCUCUUUCGGAUUGAUGGUCUUCAGCUCCAUCAUCGCUGCCUGGGCUGACAUCCAGCACGCCAUGUCCAGCAUGGGCGAUAAGGCCACCGGUGCCAACGACGCCAUCUCUACCUUGAAUGCUGGAUACCUCUGGAUGGGUUUCAAUUGCUUGUGCUCCGCUACCUAUUUGUUGACCAUGAGGAAGCGCAUAAAGCUCACCAACUUCAAGGAUUACGACACCAUGUACUACAACAACUUGCUCACCAUUCCCGUCCUUCUCGUCGCCUCGGUCCUCCUUGAGGAUUGGUCGCCUGCCAACCUUGCUAGGUGCUUCCCUGCCGAUAAGCGCAACAAUGUCAUCGCCGCCAUGCUUAUCUCCGGUGUUUCCACCGUCUUCAUCUCGUACACUUCCGCAUGGUGUGUCCGUGUUACCUCUUCCACAACAUACUCCAUGGUUGGUGCUCUCAACAAGCUUCCUCUUGCCAUCAGUGGACUGGUCUUCUUCCACGCACCUGCUACAUUCGGCAGCAUCUCGGCCAUCUUCAUCGGUUUUGUCAGUGGAAUCGUAUAUGCUAUUGCCAAGGUCCGACAAUCCAGCAAGCCUAAGGAUACUCUUCCUACCACCAACGUCCCCCUCAACCCCCUUAGCGCAAGCAGCCAAAGCAUGCGCGACGGUUUCAAGUCGUGA
Messenger RNA from Periconia digitata, 1286 nucleotides. Lineage: Eukaryota; Fungi; Ascomycota; Dothideomycetes; Pleosporales; Periconiaceae. The record is from the annotation of a GenBank genome assembly.